ACUGUCUUAGUCGCUCCUGUCGUUUGUUGUAGCUUCAACUCACCAAAAUCUAUCACAAUGGCGUCCGAGAAGUCUUCUGGCACCUUCGCGGUCAAGGUGGGCCUGGCCCAGAUGCUCAAGGGUGGCGUGAUUAUGGACGUGACCACCGCGGAGGAGGCGCGCAUCGCCGAGGAGGCCGGUGCCGUGGCCGUGAUGGCGCUGGAGCGUGUGCCCGCUGACAUCCGUCGCGAUGGCGGUGUUGCUCGCAUGAGCGACCCCACCAUGAUUAAGGCCAUCAAGGCCGCCGUGACCAUCCCGGUGAUGGCCAAGGCCCGCAUUGGCCACUUCGUGGAGGCUCAGAUCCUGGAGGCUCUGGGCGUUGACUACAUCGACGAGUCGGAGGUGCUGACCCCCGCUGACGAGAUCCACCACAUCAACAAGCACAACUUCAAGGUGCCCUUCGUGUGCGGCUGCCGCGAUCUGGGUGAGGCCCUGCGCCGCAUCGCCGAGGGCGCCGCCAUGAUCCGCACCAAGGGCGAGGCCGGCACCGGCAACGUGGUGGAGGCCGUGCGCCACUGCCGCGCCGUCAUGGGCGCCAUCCGCCAGCUGCAGACCAUGGACGACGACGAGCUGUACGUGUACGCCAAGGAGAUCCGCGCGCCCGUGGAGCUGGUGCGCCAGGUCAAGACCCUGGGCCGACUGCCCGUGGUCAACUUCGCCGCCGGCGGCGUGGCUACCCCCGCCGAUGCCGCGCUGAUGAUGCAGCUGGGCAUGGACGGCGUGUUUGUGGGCAGCGGCAUCUUCAAGAGCGGCGACCCCGCCUCGCGCGCCCGCGCCAUCGUGCAGGCCGUGACGCACUACAACAACCCCGCGGUUCUUGCCGAGGUCUCGUCUAACCUGGGCGAGCCCAUGGUGGGCAUUGACAUCCGGGAGAAGGGCUUCAACAGCUACGCCCAGCGCUCGGAGUAAAUGCGCGCGUGCUUUUGCUUAGAGGACAUGCGCUCAGUGGAGGUGAUGGGCAUGGUGAGCCUUACCGCGACGCAGGCCCAGCGCUCGGAGUAGGCGCACGGUUCAAGGUGGCGGUGGACGUGUGAUGGGCGUGACGGUUGUCUGGAGCAAGCGGCAACGGACACGUGGGUGCAAUGCGGUUUGUUCAGGUCAGGCGGUGUGUGCCUGUUUGGUCGAGACCGGGACGGGUGGCGGGAGGUGAUGCUGCGAGGGGCUGAGGUCGGCGGCCGCCGGCUGCAACGGUCGGUGGUUGCGGGUAGAUGCCAGCGAUGGGGCGGCUCAAAUCGGAGGGCCGUGUGCAUGACCGUGUGCGCGUGCGCCGGUGAUGGGUUGCGGCUUUCGACGGAGGAAGGGGUGAGGGGCGGUGCGCGACCCCGGGAAUGUACUUGUAGCUUUAUGGCACUAAGAAGGCGCGCGCGCAUGUGUGUGGACAUGUUUGUGGGGUGCACUCCCACCGCGGCGGCGCCUUUGUUGACGGUGAUGGCAGUGCAACUGGACGGGUCACGUGGGCAAGGAGCAGGGUGCGUUUCCUUAAACUCCUGCCUCGGUUGAGGAGGAGAAGAGCGAUGGGACAGGACUGGCGCACAGAAAGGGUUGCGUGUGUUGUGACCCUUUAUCAACAGUGCGACUCGUGUGCAUCGGACAUGUGGACAGUUGAUGCCAACCCUGGCGCGUCGUCUUUCACGAGGGCUGUUCGUUUCCUGUGCGACUGGCUCUGGAGCUGCGUGGGGCUGCUUUGUCGCUCCGUGCAUGCGCGUGUUAAGGACGCCGCUGAAAGGUUGAACACACACAACACAAGACCUGACUGAACAUGUGUAACACGCUCUUGGC
Molecule: messenger RNA, 1818 nt
Organism: Chlamydomonas reinhardtii
Lineage: Eukaryota; Viridiplantae; Chlorophyta; Chlorophyceae; Chlamydomonadales; Chlamydomonadaceae
Exons: 8
Coding region: 58-948 (296 amino acids)
Biological process (GO): pyridoxal 5'-phosphate biosynthetic process; pyridoxine biosynthetic process; amino acid metabolic process
Molecular function (GO): amine-lyase activity
Source: RefSeq, a predicted model, not a curated record